CUGUCAUUGAAACUUUGGUACCUACGUACGGUACCUACCUAGCUGCGGCACGAUAUGAUCCCAUGUUAUGCUGCUGCCGCCCCCCACAUUUACCACGCACGCUGCCUGCACACUCCUGACACUUGAAUGUCAAUUUUAAAUUAACCACGCAAAGCCACUCUCGCAGAGUUUAUUUCUUUCUUUUAUUUCCUCUAGCUUUUCACCCCUUUCUCUUCACCUUGAAAGGUCAAGCAGUCCAGGCGAGGCCCGCGGCAUGCUGCCCCGAUAAGAAUUCCGAAUCCGGCAAUUGGCCGAUUCCUUCUCCAUUUCAUUUGAUUCAUCCAACCCUGCAUACAGUACAGUCGAGGGCCUUCCGUCGCUCCCGGAGUGGGUGCACGCCGCCAGGAGUGGAUCAAGGCUUCCGGUGCCGUGCGGGUCGAAACUCGUUACUAGAGCUACAGUAGGUUAAUGCACCUCACCAAGUAGGUAGGCAAAGCAAAGCUGUUCGUCAGUUGCAGACAGUACCUUGCGUAUGGAUUGUCUUCUCUGGUAGGCUAAGCGGCCUAGACCCUGACGGUUCAAAGGCCGAGAUCUUUUCUUUUUUUGCUUUGAAUUGCGAAGACAAUCCAUUUGUUUGAUCCAUAUCACCGUGGAGAAUAUUCUCCCCCCUACUCAAUUAUUCAUCAAUUACUAUUCUUUCCACUCAUUUGUACUUUUGGGUGUUCAUUUCCCACACCUCAGGGGCGUGCUCCAAGAAGUCGUUGAAAGACAGCCCUGUCGAAAACGGUAGUGGGGGUUUUGAAGGGCCCAGCCGCGUUAAUCCAGGGAAGCUCUUUUUUUCUAUCUCUGGAUGCUUAUAUUCGUCAUAACCUGGCUUUGCCUGCCUGUUCUGCCUAUGCUGCCUAUUGCCGUCUUGCUUGGUGUUGUAAGCGACUAGGUCAUUUUCAUAUAUGACUUUUUUUUCUUCUUUUUUUUUCCUUUUUCUCUUCAUACAUAGAAGCUCACACUCGGAAAAAUGACCAGAGAAGAAACAAAGAUGCCGGCCGUGGCAAGAAACGAGAAGAGUCGGAAUAAGUCACUACUGGGCCUCGACGGCGUCUUUCGGCUUGACCCGACGACUUUAAGGUGUCAAAAAGACGCGACUCGCCAGCUUGAUUUGAGCUCCGUACCAGUACAACAGCCGACGACCCGAUAUAGCUCCGAGAUGACCAGCCAGGGCUCUUCCCUUCAAACGCUGAAAUUUGUUCCGCCUGGAGGCCAUCGGGCGUGCGCAAACUGCUCCAUCGCAAAAUCCAAGUGUAUCACACCCGAUGGCGCCACCAAGUGUGAACGCUGCCAAAGAAUGAACAAGGAGUGCUUUGCCAAGUCAAAAUCAACAAGAAAAAAGAAGCAAUCCGCAGACUUAUUAAGCCCCCUGGAUGGAGGCCCAGGACCAGUCAGGAAGCCGCGUUCAAGGCAGCCUUCUGCCUCACCAUCCAACACGUCCCGUCGCCGUGAUGAAACUCACUCAUCAAGACGCCCUAGCGUUGGCGUCAGCACAGCGAGCCAUGCUGAAAGGCAAGUGAGUGAUAUGUCGACGCCACCGUCGCCAACAUCCCAACAACCGUUGAACGAACCAGUUUCGCGCCAGCCUCAGCACAAGGAACCUGCAUCGGCGUCUGGUGUCAUAGAUGCAUUCUUUGAACAAAAUCCGAGCGUGGCGGCAGACGCCGACAACCUCGUGGUGUUCUACAGGAGGUAUCAGGAACAGCACUGUCCCAUGCUAGUGGGACAUACAGAGGCUGCGAGCCUUCGUCGAGAGAACGAUGUGCUUUUCAUGGCUAUUCUCAUGGCAGGAAGCUUCCACGACCACUCGCAGCAGGAGCGUAUUGCAAGCUGCUGCGUUGAUUUGAUCAUGGAGAACAUCCAACAACAGGAGAAGAGGAAUUUUAAGCUACUAGAGGGGAUUAAUUGCUUUCUGGCUUGGUCCCAUGGAAUGAAACACAACGGCUCCCUGCUCACAAACGUGCUCCGAUCGACGGUGACCCUGGCGGCGGAGGUUCAACAUGGCUUGACACCUCCGAUUGCUCAAAUCGACCCUGCCAUGACUAGGGACGAACGAGGAGCCGUAAUAAUGAUAGAGGAGCGUACAUGGGAGAGCUAUGUCGAAGAAUGCCGGGGCUUGGCACGCUGCUACUUCAUUGUUAGUGUCAUCGGCCAGCUGACGAGGCCUUGCGCGAUAAUGACCCAGAAAAUGCAAUGGUCCCAGCAGCUAGAACAGGCUUGCACCGUACUUGAGGGUCAAGAAGCAGACGCAGACGCGUGUCUUGUUGCCGCCCUGGCCAGACUUGUGCACGUUGCCGAGAAGAUGACCGCGCCGUGCGGUGGUCUUGAACAAGGUUCGAGUAACCAGACAUUUAUUGAUGCCGACAAUGCGGAGAUGCUGUUCGGCGAUUUCAUCAGCCGUUUGCCCCAGGCAUUGCAGUGUUCAAACUUCUUCAGAUUACACCUACACACCGUCGAAAUAUUGAUUCACAAGUUGAGCAUCCCUAAUAACACAACUCCCAGCAGACCAGUCUUAAUAUCCAAGACAAGGUCGCAGCCAGAACUUCAGCUACGGUGUAUCCAGGCAGUUUCGGCUUUUAGCGACAUCUUCUAUUCCAUAGCACCGGCAUUCUAUGUGUGCCUUCCCUCUACAAUAUGGACACAGUUGCACCAAAUCAGCUGCGCGGUAUCCACCAUCGCUGGUGCACCACAGUUGGGAUGGUCCGCGGAAUUUCUACCCGCCACGGUCUUGCCAGAACACCAUCGACAGCGGCUGGUGGCCAACUUCGAGCAAGCCAGCGUCGUGCUGUCGACCAUGAGGCCGGAAGUGAGAACCAAUGGCACUCUGUUCGACGCCUGGGCUGCCGAUUCGAGGUCGCAGUCGUCCACGUCCAGCUUCGGGUGGUGCAUGUACGACCGCCUACUCGCAGCCCUGGCUGAGAAUGACAACACGUCUCUGGGGUUUGCGAUGGGUAUGAUGAGGCAACAGCUGCCGAUGCCUAACUCGCCUCAGACGCCACAAGUCCCACAGCCCAUCACGACCCCAUCAAACAUCCAGCAAACACAACACCAACUGCACAGUCAGGGGUUCGAUGAGCUAGCCGUUCAACACGACCCGGGAAUCUGGUCUGGCGUAACUGCGGGCGAUUGGAACCCAUGGCUCGACGACGCGUCGUCUGCCGCCUUCCUCGAUGUCUCGGCGCAGAACUUUGACCGGGGCCAACGGCUCCAGAAUCCCCGUACGACGCCCGAGGAACAACCGGGUGAGGCUUCAUAUUUGCUCUGGGAAGGUGUCGAGCAGUGGUGGCCGCAGCCGACGGGUCCACCCUGAGAGCUGAUCCUCAAUCCUCCUCUUAGAGCGGAAUACGUUGUUACCAAGAUAAGUGGCCUUCUUGGCCUUAUCAUUCAUGCAACCGUAAUGGUUCAUACAAAGACAAGCUGUAUCACAAAAACGGAUGAUGUAGCAUAACAUUAAGGUUUGCAAUGACUACCUACAUAUCAAGGCCAAAAAAAGAGACUGGCUAAAUACAUGAAGCCUUGUACGUGUCGCAUAUAAACAGACAACAUACCACACAUAAAAGUGAUGUAUUUUAGUUGAUUGGAAAUGCUGCUGAUGGAACAGCAAGUAUCUCAUCAAUUACUGGUACCGAUACUUGAAGUUUGGUCAUUGAAUACAUGUCUUUCCUCUGAUAGUUGGCUAUCUUGCUCCCUCAAAUAUAUACAGAUUUGAUGCAUAAACAACAGAUUCUGGGAACAAGGACCAGCUGCUGGAUCUUGGCAAAUCUCGAGAAAGGCACAACGACACUUCUCCAUAAACCCAUUGGUUCGGCUGUAAGCCAGAACUUCAAAG
Messenger RNA from Pyricularia oryzae 70-15, 3853 nucleotides. RefSeq lists its product as uncharacterized. The transcript is spliced from 6 exons. The record is from RefSeq and is a predicted model, not a curated record. Gene Ontology annotation, molecular function: DNA-binding transcription factor activity, RNA polymerase II-specific; transcription cis-regulatory region binding; zinc ion binding. Lineage: Eukaryota; Fungi; Ascomycota; Sordariomycetes; Magnaporthales; Pyriculariaceae. Gene Ontology annotation, cellular component: nucleus. Gene Ontology annotation, biological process: regulation of DNA-templated transcription. Bases 995 to 3334 code for a protein of 779 amino acids.